Messenger RNA from Trichoderma aggressivum f. europaeum, 564 nucleotides. RefSeq lists its product as uncharacterized. Gene Ontology annotation, cellular component: cytosol. Bases 1 to 564 code for a protein of 187 amino acids. The record is from RefSeq and is a predicted model, not a curated record. Gene Ontology annotation, biological process: Mo-molybdopterin cofactor biosynthetic process. NCBI's taxonomy places the organism in Eukaryota, Fungi, Ascomycota, Sordariomycetes, Hypocreales, Hypocreaceae. The transcript has 2 exons.
AUGACAUCAUCCGCGCCGAAACCCCCGCGCGGUCACUUCAGCGUGCUCUAUUUUGCCGGCGCAGGUUCUUUCACGGGACGGGACUCGGAGAGCUUGCCAGCGCCUUUACCUUUGGGCAAGCUUUUUUCCGAGCUGGAGUCGCGGUAUCCCGGCGUCCAGGCCAAAAUCCUCGACUCUUGUUUGGUAACGGUCAACCUUGAUUAUGUAGACGUUCCCGAAGCCGGCGAGGACGGCGCUCUGAUCCAAGAGGGAGAUGAGGUUGCCAUCAUUCCACCGCUGCAUACCUUUUGUUCGGACUUGCGUAUUCUCCCAACCGUUACGACUGCUGCGGCAACGAUCAACACGGCCGCCAACGUUGCCAAAACAGCCACCACAACCGCCAGCGCCGUACCAGAUGAGACUUUACACCCAAGAGGUCUCGUCCUGACCUCCCACCGCUCAUCUGGGUGCGGACAAAUAUUACCAGCAAAGGCCGGUGCCAGCGCCGGGAUGGUGUACUCGUUUGGCACGCACGACCACGUCUGCAUAGACAAAGCGUCGAUAUUCCGCUGUCAGAAGCGAUGA